This is a messenger RNA of Malaclemys terrapin pileata, 1074 nucleotides long. Its product is annotated as probable G-protein coupled receptor 33. Gene Ontology annotation, cellular component: plasma membrane. Bases 19 to 1074 code for a protein of 351 amino acids. Gene Ontology annotation, molecular function: complement receptor activity; G protein-coupled receptor activity. Gene Ontology annotation, biological process: complement receptor mediated signaling pathway; positive regulation of cytosolic calcium ion concentration; inflammatory response. The transcript is spliced from 2 exons. The record is from RefSeq and is a predicted model, not a curated record. NCBI's taxonomy places the organism in Eukaryota, Metazoa, Chordata, Testudines, Emydidae.
GAGAUUUCCUGUGUUACAAUGAGGGGUACCAUGGAACAAGAUAUCUCGGCACUCCCACCAACCACAGUGGCAAAUUCCAGCAAGACCACAGAGAUCACAAAGAUCUCUCACCUGGCCUCUGCUGUUUUGCUCUUCAUCACCUUCCUGGUGGGUGUGGUGGGGAACGGGAUGUUCCUGUGGGUGCUGGGGCUGAAGAUGAGGAGGACGGUGACCACGCUCUGGUUCCUUCACCUGGUCUCCUGCUACCUUCUCUUCACCCUGCUGAUCCCCUUCUUCGCCAUCUAUGUCCUCCUGGGUUUCCACUGGGUCUUUGGCCUGGCCAUGUGCAAGCUUCUCAAUGCCUUCGGUUCCAUGGGCAUGUUCUCCUCCGUCUUCCUUCUCACACUCAUCAGUCUGGACCGCUACACCCUCACUCACCAUCCCAUUUGGUCGAGGAAUCACCGCACCAUGCCCCGGGCAUGGAAGCUGGUCGUGGGCGUGUGGCUGGCCUCCUUCAGUCUCAGUGCUCCCUACUUGGCUUUCCGGGAGACCCGCGUGGUGGACAGGAGCAGGAUUACCUGCAUCAAUAAUUACAACAUCUCCGGGAACUGGAAUGGAGCGGAGACGCAGAACCUGGGCAGACAGACCCACCUGGCCAUCUUCAUGGUCCGGUUCCUGCUGGGAUUCCUGCUGCCCUUCUGCACCAUCGUGGGAUGCUAUGUCCGCGUGGGGCUGAAGAUGAAGGAGAAGAAACUGUCAUGGGCAGGGAAGCCCUUCAAAGUCAUGAUGGCCACGAUGGUUUCCUUCUUCCUUGGCUGGCUGCCCUACCACCUCUACCACGGCUUGAAGCUCUACGAGAAGGAGGUGCCAGAGUCAGUGACAGAUGCCCUCCUGGUAAUUUACACCUUAACAUCCUGCUUCAAUGCCUCCUUCUCUCCCAUCCUCUACCUCUUUGUGGGAGAGAAGUUCUGGCAGGUCUUCAGGACGUCUCUUAUCACUCUGGCCAAAGAGGCUUUUGUUGAUGAUCUCAGUGCCCCUGAAUCUAAUGGAAGACAGGUGUCAGAAGUUGAGAAAUCAAAAGAAGAGAUGGUCUGA